AUGGCCGAGAGUUCUGGUCUAAAAGUCCGUGGUGAAACCCUCGGGCCAAUCCGUGAUGCUGGAAAUUUGAGCGGGAGCCUGGAGCUCGCUGUGUUCAUCGUUGACGGUCUACUUCAACCUGCAAAUACUUCUCUCACGCAUAUAGCAAACGACCCCCUUACCUUCUCUCUGCCCAAGCCCGGCGAGGAUCAAACAACCCCAGUUCUCCGCAGUGUUCUCGUGCAUAUAAGCCGUUUGUGCUGUCUGUCUGUCUUGUCCCGCAAGGCGAACUGUGACGUUGCGGGACAGUUCGAAUUUUGGGGCGUUGGAUGGGAUGCUGACCGCGUACAGGGAAUCCGCCGCCAAUUCUUUAUAUCGCCGCUCGCAUCUGGUCUCUCAGGACACCGCAACACCUCUCCGCGAGCGAAGACAGCAGCAAUGGCUCCCUCACUGCGAGAGCGCGCUUCUUUCGUGCGUCCAACUACUCGUGACCGGCCAGUGACCCGCGACCAGGCAGAGUCGCUCAUGAUUCCCAGCCGGACGUCGUCGCUGCACUCGAGGAUCACACAGCCGAUUCCCUCGACCCUGAACGUGAAGCCCGCGCAGAGGACGCCUAAGACGCUCACUCAUGCGUACAUGGUCUGCGGUGUUGGCCGUGAGCCGUCGCAAUGGGUGAAGGCACCGCCGCCGUCGCAGGGCAAGAUAGGCCAUAUGAAAGGAGCUGUUGGACAGUUCUGGCUCCCAGAGAUCCUGGGCAGCAGUCCCAGACUCGAGCAGGAUAACGAGAUAGCAAAGUCCUUGCAUUCUGCUAUGCGAGCCUGUUUCCCUCACGAUGUUGAGAUAUGCACUGGCAAGAACCAGCCACACUGUGUCCAUCAUUCGUUCGUCCUUCAGCAGGACUCGUCUCACACGCUUUACGGCAUUGCUCUCAGAGUCUGGUCGCGAGCUGACGAUAAGCGUGCGGAAACCAUUAGGGACCUCCGCAGGAAAACUGAAACGAACUUCUACGACAAUCCAGAGGAGACAUACUGGAUUCCUUACUGCCUGAGCUUCCUCUCUAGAUACCCCCUAUACAACCUCCUGGGUGACUAUCUCCGUGGCAUGUGGAUCCAUUGGAACAAGGCCACCAACCUGUUCCAUGCAGAGGAGGUCUCCAGAAUCCUCAGUUUCCCGGCUCCACGUCUCAACGAUCUUGUGCGCAUCGACAUGAAGGACUAUGCGCUCUGCUAUCAAUUCCCAUCUUCGCCCACCGGGUUCCAGAACUUCGCCAUGUGGCCCCUAUUCUCUUGUCUGUCUAUUCCUAACAUCGUUGGUGUCAUCGAAGCUGCCGUCUCGCCUACCCGCAGAAUCAUCUUCGUCAGCCACUAUCCUGCUAUUCUGACCGUUGCGGCCGAAACCAUCCGUUACUGUGUUCGUGUGUACGAGUGGAGUGGUCUCUAUAACCCCGUCGUUCACGCCAGACAUGUCAAGGAGCUGGUUCAGGAACCCGGCCCCUAUAUCCUUGGUGUAACCACCGAAUGUCGAGACCUUUUCACUGCUCCCACAGAUGCAUUGGUGAUUGACCUGGAUCGCAACUUCGUGCUGACUUCCAGCCCACCAAACAUCCUCACCCAGGGCCAGAGGAGCAAGAUGAUCACCCGUCUUACCCAGGCUUUGGCUGGUGAUGUAACUCCAAGUGGCCCACCCGCCCAUCUUCGAUCUGCCUACGGUGGAGGAAAGCUGAUUCCCGCCGGUCAGAUUAUCGUUAUGAGAGGAGAGAUUGAGAGUGUUCAGGACCCGGAAUGGUGGAACCAGGAUGGCGUCAUGGCCGUUAUGGACCAUGUCUGCGAGAAACUGGGCCGAAAUACCGGCUUGAAAGCCGUGUUUGGAGGAUCUGUCAAGAAGCCGCUGAUGACCAAGGUGUCCAUGAGACACCUCAACGAGAUUGUUCGUGAACGUAACCAGUACUCCAGAGAUGCUCUAGAGGCCUGGCAAGACUUCAUCAACCUCAAGGGCAGAAUGGACACCGAGUUGACCAAGGUGACUAAACGCAACAAUUUCCUCGUGGAGGAGCUCGAGACCUGGAAACAGCAGUUCCUCAAAUUCCAGAAAUUUGCCGAACAGCUCACCAAGGAAACCUCGGAUCUCAAAGUCAAGAUCGAGACUCACAAGCGCGAGAGUCGCCGUCUUACUAGUCUUAUCGAUCAGCAAAAGGACGAUAUCAUCCGCCUUACUCUACGUCUAUCUGGCACUGAGAAGCAGCGUGAUGACGCACUUGAGGCUCUCGUGCUUCAGCAGGAGAUUGCCGAAGAGUUGGAGCGCGAGAGGAAACGAAACGCCAAAGAGAUUGCUGCCCUACAGCACACUAAUACCACUCUCUUGCGUCAACGGGAUGACGCUCAGCGUGUCGUUAUUCACCUCCGCAGCCUCAUCAACGGCCAGGCUCACCACAUGGAACACAUCGUCCGUUCCAUCAGCACUGCACCCGAACUGUCCCAGUACAUCGAGGAAGGUUACGAGCACGCUGCCGAGGACGUAGCCAACAGUGAAGAGGAUGUUGUCAGCUCACUUGACUCUGCUGAUAAAGCUAUAUCGGGCCUCAAAUCUACCUCUCGCUUCGCAGGCAGCCGCUCCACCACCCCGACUGGCAGCGAAGACGUCACUUCCGACAUGGAAAAUCGCCUUCUAAACAUCGAAAGAAGGAGACGCUCUCCCAGAUUAAGCAUGUCCGAUGUCGCCGACAGGCACUUGCGCGACAAGACCGAUGCCAUUGCGGACAUCAUCCGCACCAUCAGCGACCAGUGCGCUGCAGCCGUCGAGGGCCUACAGCUCGCCCAGGACGCUGAGUUUGACGACGUCCCCGAGCUCUCUAAGCACGGUGAAGGAGCAGGCCGCGGAGCCAUUGACCUUGACCGCUCUCAACGUGGCGACGGAAGUGAGGCAGAUGACAACGAUGGUGCCCUCCUCAGCCCUGAUGGUCGCCACUCUACCAUCCCUCCUACCCCAGACCUUGUGCCUAACCGGUCAAGCACAUCGAUGUCGAUGGCUAGUAGUUCCACAAUCCAGGAGCGAUCGAGUCAGCAAUAUGGCCCGGGCGAGAUUCCCACGAAAAUUGUAGAACAUGAUGACGAGCAUGCUCACGAGACGGAGCAGGAAGAUGAGAACGUCGGCUCAAUGGGCAAGCAGUCCAGCGGUCAUAAUUAUAUCAGACCUAGAGCGUCGAAUAUUAUCGCAUAG
Molecule: messenger RNA, 3195 nt
Organism: Arthroderma uncinatum
Lineage: Eukaryota; Fungi; Ascomycota; Eurotiomycetes; Onygenales; Arthrodermataceae
Product: DENN domain-containing protein
Exons: 5
Coding region: 1-3195 (1064 amino acids)
Biological process (GO): regulation of Rab protein signal transduction
Cellular component (GO): cytoplasmic vesicle
Source: RefSeq, a predicted model, not a curated record